AUGUUAAUAGAAGUCGCCACCUGCGUGAACGCUUACCCACUAAAACGCGUGCACUGGUCUGCCUGCCUGCGUCUGGCCAAUCAAUGUCCCCGCAGACUCUCAAAGCACCUCCGUGCGAUGACUGCCUUCGCUCUCACCACUCCGGAUGCCGCCAAGCUAGAGGACGGACUGCGAUCGCCCGAGUGUCAGCUUCCUCGCCUUACUAUUCUCCAUUCCUUCUGUACAGAAUACACUCUUCCUUCAUCUUGGCGUUUCAUCUCUUCCAAUACACUCAAAAAGCCGGACUUAAGGAUCGUGCUGGUUAGUUUUUAA
Molecule: messenger RNA, 312 nt
Organism: Dibothriocephalus latus
Lineage: Eukaryota; Metazoa; Platyhelminthes; Cestoda; Diphyllobothriidea; Diphyllobothriidae
Source: the annotation of a GenBank genome assembly